Podarcis lilfordi (Lilford's wall lizard) is the source of this 1113-nucleotide messenger RNA. NCBI's taxonomy places the organism in Eukaryota, Metazoa, Chordata, Lepidosauria, Squamata, Lacertidae. The record is from the annotation of a GenBank genome assembly.
AUGGAUCCUUUGUACUUCUCCACCGCUUUCCUCAAAGAAGCCAUUCCUCCAGAUGAUAACUUCUCCUUUUUGGCUAACACAACAAGCAACGCGACUCUCGGAGGGUUUUCCAUUCCUACCAGCAUCCGCUCUGUGCUCAUUCCAAUCAUUUACCUCAUGGUUUGUGCCGUUGGGCUGAGUGGGAACACCUUGGUCAUUUACGUGGUCCUGCGUUAUGCCAAGAUGAAGACCGUCACCAACAUUUACAUUUUAAACUUGGCAAUCGCUGACGUACUCUUCAUGCUCGGCUUGCCAUUCCUGGCUACCCAGAAUGCCAUCUCCUACUGGCCAUUUGGGACUUUCAUGUGCAGGCUAGUGACAGCUUUUGAUGGCAUCAACCAAUUCACCAGUAUCUUUUGCUUGACAGUCAUGAGUCUGGACCGCUAUCUUGCCGUGGUUCACCCCAUCAAGUCUACCAAGUGGCGUCACCCAAGGUUCGCCAGACUGAUCAGCCUGGCAGUCUGGACUUUCUCCUUCCUGGUGGUGCUCCCGAUGAUCAUAUUCGCUGAUGUCCAGGAAACCUUUGACACCUGCAACAUGAGCUGGCCUGACCCGGUGCAGAUCUGGUCUGCAGUGUUCAUCAUUUACACCUCCGUCUUGGGGUUCUUUGGACCUCUGCUGGUGAUCUGCCUCUGCUACCUGCUGAUCAUCAUCAAAGUCAAGUCCUCGGGAAUCCGAGUGGGCUCUACAAGGCGCCGAAGGUCGGAGAGGAAAGUGACCAAGAUGGUGGUCAUCAUUGUGGUUGUUUUUGUUUUCUGUUGGCUUCCCUUCUACAUUGUCAACAUCAUCAACCUGAUCUUCAUCUUGCCGGAGGAGCCUGUCUUGGUUGGCAUCUUCUGUUUUGUGGUGGUUCUCUCCUACGCCAACAGCUGUGCCAACCCUAUCCUGUAUGGAUUUCUUUCCGAAAACUUCAAGCAGAGCUUUCAGAAGGUCCUGUGCCUCCGCAAAGGAAAUGGCAUUGAAGACGGCGACCCAACCGAACAUCGGCAAGAGAAGAGCAGCCGCCUGCAGGAGGUGAUGCUACUCCAGAGAAGUGUGGAGUCCAAUGGGCACAUGCAGACUAGCAAGCUGUAG